Pyricularia oryzae 70-15 is the source of this 3320-nucleotide messenger RNA. RefSeq lists its product as uncharacterized. Gene Ontology annotation, molecular function: DNA-binding transcription factor activity, RNA polymerase II-specific; RNA polymerase II cis-regulatory region sequence-specific DNA binding. NCBI's taxonomy places the organism in Eukaryota, Fungi, Ascomycota, Sordariomycetes, Magnaporthales, Pyriculariaceae. The record is from RefSeq and is a predicted model, not a curated record. The transcript has 2 exons. Gene Ontology annotation, cellular component: chromatin. Gene Ontology annotation, biological process: regulation of transcription by RNA polymerase II. Bases 704 to 2884 code for a protein of 726 amino acids.
AGGUCGCCCCAACCCACUCAGCAACUUUAAGGUUCCUCCUCCAUUUUUGCCCGCGGAUCUUAAUCCACCACCACAACCCCUCGAAUCGGGCGCUUGUCGCAACGACCUGUCGAGAUAACAUCGUAUCGCAGCGUAUCUCAUGGCAUCCAUCUAGUUCUAAUUCUAGUUCUAGUUCAAAUCGCGUUGACAAACAAUCAUCAUACUUUGUUUUCCCACUAUCCCUGCUCGAGGUCGACCACGGGAUUUGCAUCUCUAUCCCAAACACGGCUCCUCCAUUCCCUUCGUCGCGGGCACUUCCCUGCCAAUCCCGGGACCGACUUGAUUGGUUCUGCCCUGCUGUCAGCUCGCCAAAAUACACAGCCCCCCACAUCCGCUAGGCACUGCCACCACACCACGAAGGCUGACUCGUUUUCUGCCUCGUCUUGCUCGAGUCUUGCCUUGCCUGGUCCAUUCUCAUCUGCCCGCGUUUUGCGUCUGGUGCAGGUUAGGUUCCAACCCACAAGAAUAGGCACAAGCUCUUUGCUACGGUGUGUGCGCGCGCGACUUCUCCGUCAUCACCUCUCUGGUGAGACCGCUCUGCACCGCGCCGAAACAACCUUAACAGUACGCCCACCAUUCCAACAGCUACGGUGCGCAGCACAGCACGGCACUGCACCAAAUCGAAUCGAAUCGCACCACCCGCUGCCACCGCAUAGCUUUCGCCAUGGAUCAGUUGCAGCACCACCAGGGUCCCGGGCGCGCUCGUUCGCCAUCAGCCGCCAGUACUGGCGCUGCCUUCCAGCAACAACACCAGGAACACCCGCAGCCUCAUAUAAGAAGCCACUCGCCGGCGCCUGCGCCUCAGUCAUUCUCGAGCCCCCAACAUAAUGGUCUCGGGCUUGGUAUCGAACAUUCGCAGUCCUUCUCAGGCUUCAACCCCAAUCCUAGCGACUUCCUCAACCCCCAACCGUCUCAAACGUUCCCAAGCCAGGGCCAGCUAGACCCCUCAUCCUUCGACGCGACUCAGCCGUUCGACAGCAACAACCAGGCCCAGCCAGGAUAUUCACAAGAGUUCUUGAAUAAUAACAACAACUUUGGCGGCUCUGACUUUUCUCUUUUCCCUCCUGCAACUACAGAACAGCUCAGCACGCCCUUAUUUGUAACGGGAGACAAUCAACAGCAGCCGCCCCAACUCAGCACCCCAGACCUGAACAUGAGCACGUCCCAAGUCCACCAUAGCCCGACACCUCCCCACCAUCUGAAGCCGGAACCGCAUCAACCCGGCUCCGCCCACCAGUCCCCGUCAUUCAACCAGCACCAGUUCUCGUCGCCGCCUGCCCGUCACUCGCGCCAUGCCUCGUUAGGUCCUGAGGCGGCCCUGCUACCAGGCCAGGUCGACUGGAGCGGUACACAGUUUCAGGGACACAGGCGCACCCCUUCAGAGUAUUCGGAUGUGUCAUCCGUUGCUCCAUCGCCCAACCUUGUCAGCCAUGAUAGCUUUGAUCAUAUCGAGCAUAGCCCGAUGCAACGGCCCGUCGAUACGGCCGGCCUAUACCAGGAGCUCCACGGCCUGGGGAACUUUAGUCUCGCCGAUCCCCCGCCUCCUCAUGCUCACAGCCCUGAUCUAAGAGGCAGGAGUCCGUCGCACAGCCCAGCAAUCUCCCCGAGGAUCCCGCCACAGCAGCUGCCCGACAUGAACCAACCCAACAGUAGCUUCAUGCUUCAAGGCCAGAAUGGCUUUGGCACCCCCCAGAUUGCCCUGCAGUCCUCCGAGGCCUUUCCUCAACUGCCACAGCAUGGCUUGGCGCAGAUGGCGGCGCCGACAAUCAACAUCGAUUAUGCGCCGACGAACCUGAGAAACUUUGAGGGCAGACCGAUGAUGGACUCUGAUGCGCUGACCCCGCCGGAUAGAGGACGCGUAAGAAACCGCCCACGUGCUGUCACGGAUCCUUAUGCCAAUGGAAGUACCGCGCCUCUUCCGCGACCUCUUGGUACAGCCAGCUUGUCUCCCAGCCCAGGGCUGUCAUCAAGAGACUCAUCGCGCUCCUUGUCACCAUUGGAUCGCUCGAUACCACCAAAUAAGAGGCGUCAGUCCACCUCUGCGGUGCCCAAUAAUGUCAUGGCCCUACGUCUUGCAGACCCUGAAUUCGCAGCUCAGGGCAGUGGAGACGGGACUGCGGCAGGCGGCGGGCCGAAGCGGGUCCAGAAACACCCCGCAACAUUUCAAUGCUCAUUAUGUCCGAAGCGGUUCACUAGAGCCUACAAUCUUAGGAGCCAUCUGCGCACCCACACUGAUGAGAGGCCGUUCGUGUGUACGGUGUGCGGCAAGGCGUUUGCUCGGCAGCAUGAUCGGAAAAGGCACGAAGGCCUGCAUUCUGGAGAGAAGAAGUUUGUCUGCAAGGGUGACCUUAAAGCUGGCGGGCAAUGGGGUUGUGGCAGGAGGUUUGCCCGUGCCGAUGCGCUGGGUAGACAUUUCAGGUCUGAGGCAGGCCGUAUUUGCAUCAAACCUUUACUAGAUGAGGAGAUCAUGGAACGGCAAAGAAUCUGGCAGGAGCAGCGCAUGCAGGCGGCGCAACACCAGCAGCACAUGAUGAUGCCGCCUCCAGGCAUAGACCCCAACACCGGAUAUCCCGUGGACGCUGCUGGUAACUACUCAUUACCGGCCGCGAUUUUGGCGCAGUAUCCUGCCCUUGCCCAGAUGAACUGGGGCACGGCCGGCGGCGGCAUCGAUGGCGGAUCAGGCAUUGAGGAUGAUAUUUCGGGCCGCAGUAGCUUUGAUGCCAGCGAUUACGACGAUGCCGACGAUGGCGGAUAUGUGUCUGGGCCCGGGACCGGAUUUGGUCAGGGCGGCAUGAACGAAGGGUUUGGUGAAAUGGGGUACGCAAGUGACUACGGUGGUCGCUAGUCUUGAUGACAAUUUGAUACGAGAUGCCUGAGUUGCCCAGACAUUUGAUGAACGGCGGGAUUGUUCCAUUUUAUGACUACUACCUGGAUGGCCACUUUACGUUUGGAUAACGAUGUUUGAUGUUUUAGCAUUGUGGAGCUCUCAGCCAUUCCUGGGUGCGAAUACUCGGCGAGGGCUUGAGACCCCCCCUGUGAUGGUUCCACGGAUCUACGUUUUCUUAUUUCUUAUUCCUUACUCUUUGUUAAGCUUUGUUUUGGGUGGUUUGCCCUAGCCGAGCAUAACGACCUUGAUGGUUUGUUUAUGUACUUUUGCGGGGUUCGGAUUCCAUUUGCCUCUUAUACCUUUUCUCGCGGUUGUCCUGUUGUUAUUUCUUUUUAUAUAGACGGCAUUUCUUGGAUGCCACAGAGAUACCAAUCCUGUUCAAGCUAUUGCUGUA